Carya illinoinensis is the source of this 2796-nucleotide messenger RNA. RefSeq names its product protein FAR1-RELATED SEQUENCE 5-like. Bases 1 to 2796 code for a protein of 931 amino acids. The transcript has 7 exons. NCBI's taxonomy places the organism in Eukaryota, Viridiplantae, Streptophyta, Magnoliopsida, Fagales, Juglandaceae. Gene Ontology annotation, molecular function: zinc ion binding. The record is from RefSeq and is a predicted model, not a curated record.
AUGGAAAAAGGGGAAGAACAUUCAUCUCGGCUAAUACCAUCUAGCCCAAAUCGCCCAACCACGGGCAUACCAUCAACCUCUCUAAGCUUCAGAAAUUACAUGCACAUGCACGGUUUCUAUGGAGAAUUUCCUACGUGGUCACCAGCCCUAAUGCAACACCCAGAUGGCUACCAAUAUCCAUGUGGAAUUCAAGAGGGCAAUGAUGGUUACCCAACGCCUGUUAUGACUACUGGAUCUGCCGCGAGCGAAAGGGGUGAUGUAGCAGAAACACCCAAUUGUAGGGAAACUGAGUUCCCAUCUACCUCCGCUAGAGUUGAAGAACCCAAUUGUGAUAGACCAGAUUCUAUGGAAACUGAGGAUGAAAUUGGCGAGACAUCUCAGUUAGAUAAUGAAAUUGGUGGUGACACGAUUUUAGAGCCCAAGUCGAAGAUGGAGUUUAAUUCUUUUGAAGAAGUAAUGACUUAUUAUAAGCAGUAUGCUAAGAGUAUUGGGUUUGGGGUGAUGACAAGAAGGACUGAGAAGGGUGAUGAUGGGACUGUCAAAUAUGCCACCCUCGGUUGUGCCCGGGGUGGAAAGGCCCGUAAUAGGACGUUGAAUGUCGCCAGGCCACGUCCGACAGGAAAGACGGAGUGUAAGACGAAGAUUAAUGUCUUAAAAGUAGACGGAAAGUUUCAGUUGACAACGGUUAAUAACAUUCAUAACCACGGCCUCAGUCCAAAAAAAGCCCGAUUCUUUCGAUGUAAUCGAGAAGUUAGUGAUUCCGUAAAAAGAGUCUUAGAUACAAAUGAUCUGGCUGGUAUCCGAAUGAAUAAGAGUUUCGGAUCUCUUGUCGUUGGCACGGGAGGUUUCGAAAACCUCCCGUUUUUGGAAAAGGAUUGUCGGAAUUACAUCGAUAAGGCAAGACAUCUAAGGCUUGGCGCUGGUGGUGCUGGAGCGCUUCAGGAAUAUUUUUUACGGAUGCAAUACAAGAAUCCUGGGUUCUUCGCGUCGAUGGAUCUAGAUGACGAAGGGAGGUUGAAGAAUGUCUUCUGGGCAGACCCUCGUAGUAGGGCAGCCUAUGAAGAUUUCGGUGACGUGGUUACAUUCGACACCACAUAUCUGACGAACAGAUAUGGGAUGCCUUUUGCACCAUUUGUUGGUGUAAACCACCAUGGCCAGUCAAUUCUUUUGGGAGCAGGAUUGAUAUCCAGUGAGGAUACGGCAACGUUUGUGUGGUUAUUCAAGACUUGGUUACAGUGUAUGGAUGGUAUAGCUCCUAGAGCUAUUAUCACAGAUCAGGACAGAGCAAUGAAGAAUGCUAUUGCUAUUGUUUUCCCAAAAAGUCGACAUCGAUUUUGUUUGUGGCAUAUACUGAAAAAAGUUCCUGAGAAGCUUUCCUCCUAUUCUGCCUAUAAAAGUGGGAUGAAGAGUGCCUUGAUGAAAUCUGUGUAUGAUUCCCAAAAUGUUGAGGAAUUUGAAAGCUCUUGGGCGGAGUUAAUCACCACUUACAACUUGGAGGAGAAUGCUUGGCUGCAAACUUUAUACACUGAGCGUGCGCAUUGGGUACCGGCAUUCUUGAAAGAUACAUUUUGGGCGGGGAUGAGUACAACGCAGCGGAGCGAGAGCAUGAAUGCUUUUUUUGAUUGUUAUGUUCACGCUAAGACAAAAUUGAAAGAGUUUGUCGAUCAGUUUGACAACGCAUUGAAGAAAAAGAUUGAGAAUGAAAAUACCUCUGACUUUCACUCCUUCAGCGUCACCAUUCCCUGUAUAUCUAGAUCUCCGAUUGAAAAGAAGUUUCAAGAAUGUUACACGAAUGCAAAAUUCAGGGAAGUUCAGCGAGAACUUCAAUGUCUUAUAGAUUUGUCUCCAGAGUUGCUUAAGAGAGAUGGUGGUGUAAAGACGUACCUUGUAGAGGAUGAGGUUCAUGUGGAAGAAUUCACAAAGACUGUCAGAUAUUCAGUGGACUUUAGUGAUGUGGAUACCACCAUGAAGUGUUCAUGUGGGCUAUUUCAGAUGAGGGGUAUAUUGUGCAGGCAUAUAUUGGCUGUAUUUAAAUGCAAUGGUUUGAAAGUUUUGCCGAAUCAGUAUAUUUUGGAUAGAUGGAGGAAGGACAUUAGGAGGAGGUACACGUUAAUCGACUGCAGCUAUGAUGCAGGGGGUCAGCGAGCAGAUGCUAACAGAUAUUCUACUCUAUUGAAUAUCUGUUAUAAGAUGAUUACUCACGCAGCUGGUUCAAAAAAACAUACUGAGGAUGCAUUACAGAAGUUGCAUGCAAUGAUUACGUUAUAUAGUGAGAACCAAGAAGCUCCAUCUAGAACAUGCACGGGUUCCAAUGUUAUUCCUUCGAUACCGGAGACAGAAACAUGUGUGGGUUCACAGAAAGUACUCAGUCCGCUAGUAGUAAGAGGGAAAGGCAGACCACCAUCUCUGAGGAGAGCAUCAGUUAUGGAAAAAGAGAUGCGGAAAGUUAAAUCGAAAGCGAACAAUGCAACAGUCAAGAAAAAACGUAAACAGAGAGCUGGGGGAGAUACACCUAUGCUUGACACGUGCAGGAAUUUAUUUGGCCCUUCAGAGGCAGAUAUAUCCAAUGUUGGAUUGAUGGAGAGCCACCCUCUUGAAGACAGUCCAGUUGUUGACAUUAGUGGAACCCAGCGCCAAGAAUCAAUAAUCGCCAGUCAAGAAAGCAUGCACUUUGGGAUGGAUGGAUCACAACCGGUUGCGGUAGAUGAGUCACAACCACGGAUUGGGGUACGGUUCCAAUGUUCUAUUUCAUCUAUUGAUGUUGGUCAGCUUGCCGAAACAGGGUCGAAGCAAUGA